Molecule: messenger RNA, 2451 nt
Organism: Nezara viridula (southern green stink bug)
Lineage: Eukaryota; Metazoa; Arthropoda; Insecta; Hemiptera; Pentatomidae
Source: the annotation of a GenBank genome assembly
AUGAGUGGAGUGAAACAUGAUGUGAAAUUUCUCAAACUGAAAUCCAUCAUUGGCUUUGACGGGAAUGCUCCAAAAAGCUUAUGGGUCCACCCUGAUGGAGAGCACAUUGUCUAUCCAUUUGGAAUUAAAGUUGCAGUAUACGAUCUUAAACGGCAUGAGCCUGAAUAUUUGGAUGGACAUUCAAAUGUUAUUUCAACUGUAGCCCUCUCCAAGACAGGAAAAUAUGUUGGAUCCGGGCAGAUAAACCACAUGGGUUUCAAGGCUUUAGUCUUUGUGUGGGAUUGGGAAACUAAAAAGCCAGUUCUCUUCCAUGAAUCUCACAAAGUUCGAGUAGAAAGUGUGGCAUUUUCCUCUUGUGAAAACUAUGUUAUUUCCCUAGGAGGAAGAGAUGAUGCAAAUGUUGUUGUAUAUGAUUUAAAUACAAGUGAAGCAAUUUGUGGUACAUUUUCAUCAAACAGAAAUGCUGGAGAUGCCCUCACUUUGGCAGCUUUGAAUUUAAGAGGGAUAUGUUUCUUAUCUGGUGGAGUAUACACUCUCAAAGUGUGGACUUUAAACCCCAAAAAUCGAGCUGUUUCCAGCGUUGAUGUAACACUGCGAAAAAUAAAAAGAAAAAUUAAUUGUAUUAUCGUGGAUGAUGAUGAUGUUUUUGCCUGGUGUGGGACUAGUACUGGUGAUAUAAUGAAAGUUAAAUUAAACUUCUCAAAAAAUUUGAACGAUUUCUUUCCAGUAUUCCCUCCUACUUUAGUUGCAUGUUAUGCAAAGCAUCCAAAAGGAAAAGGAAAUCCAAAUAAUGUGACACUGUGGCACUCAGGUGUCAGGUGCUUAAUAUUAGUAGGUGAUAAAAAAUUAAUUGGAGCUGGGGAUGGAACUAUUGAAUUAGUUGAAGAAAAGGAAGCAGUCAUCGACACAAUGAAUAAGACAUCAAAGCUGUCAACUCCUACUUACCCAUUAUUCAGAGUGGUAAAGCAUGCUGAAGUUGGUUCUUUUGUAACAUCCAUGCAACUACAAGGAAAAAACAAAGUUCUAAUAGGAACAAUAAAGUGUGAAAUGUUCAUAAUGGAUCUAGAUGAAUUCCAACCAAAACUGAUAAUAUCCUGCCAUACAUCUACUAUAUUUGAUAUUGCUUUUCCAGCUGGCUAUUCCCAUGUUUUUGCAACUGCCAGCAAAGAUGAUGUCAGAGUAUGGAGCAUUGAGCAAUCAAAAGAGCUUCUUAGGAUCACAGUACCAAAUUUUACUUGUUCUAGUGUGUUAUUUUCUCAUGAUGGAAGAGCUAUUUGGACUAGCUGGAAUGAUGGAAAUAUACGUGCUUUUACACCACAAAGUGGGAAGCUUAUUACAACAAUAUUUGACGCUCAUAAUAAAGGCGUUUCUGCAAUAGCGGCGACUAAGGAUGGCAAGAAACUUUUGAGUGGUGGAAUAGAAGGGCAGAUACGAAUAUGGGAAUUAAAAGGCAUUUAUCAAAAACUAACAGCAGUUUUAAAAGAACAUAAAGGUCCAGUAUCUUCUAUUGAUAUUGCACCAAGUGAUUUAGAAGCAGCUUCAGCUUCAACAGAUGGUACUUGUAUUAUUUGGGAUAUUCAGAAAUGUGUCAGAGUUGCAAUUUUAUUUUCCCAAACAUUAUUUAUGGGAGUUAAGUACCAUCCAUCCGGUUGCCAGCUUUUAACCUGUGGAACUAAUCGCCAAAUUGGAUACUGGGAGAUAUUUGAUGGUUCUCUUAUAAGAGAAGUUGAAGGCUCAAUAUCAGCAGCUCUAAAUACAUUAGAUAUUAGCCAUGAUGGUAACUUUUAUAUUACAGGAGGAAAUGAUUACUAUGUUAAGGUUUGGUUGUAUAAAGAAGGAAUAACUACGCAUAUAGGACUUGGACAUCCUGCAGUUAUAACAGCAGCAGCAAUAGCUCCUGAUUGUAGCCAUAUCGUUUCAUGUUCAGCUGAUGGUGCAAUUUUUAUAUGGAAAUCUCCAUAUAAUACAUUACCUACAGUUGAAGCUCAAAAAGCAAAGAAGGAAAAAGAAGAAAACAUUGGAGGCAUAUCCCAUGAACAAUCAGUAAAAUCAGUUAGCCAACCAACAGAUGAUAAUACAGAACAGAGGAAUAAGUCUCUAGAAGAAAGUAAAAUAAAAACUCCAGAAGGAAGUACAACAAAAUCUUCAGAAAGAAUUAAAAUUAAAUCUUCAGAAGGAAGUAAAAUUAAAUCGCCAGAAGGAAGUAAAACAAAAUCUUCAGAAGGAAGUAAAUCAAAAACUCCAGAAGGAAGUAAAACAACAUCUCCAGAAGGAAGUAAAACAAAAUCUCCAGAAGGAAGACCAACAAAAACACCUCCUACAGAAGGAUCAAUUAAAUGUUACUGUACAGAAACAUGUGGCUGCAAACCAAAUAACCCACCACACAGUCCCAAAUCAAGGCUAGAAAUUGAAGCUGAGAAAAAAAUUAAAAUGGCUGAAGAAGAUAGAUAA